Hippocampus zosterae (dwarf seahorse) is the source of this 3854-nucleotide messenger RNA. Its product is annotated as protein sprouty homolog 3-like. Lineage: Eukaryota; Metazoa; Chordata; Actinopteri; Syngnathiformes; Syngnathidae. Gene Ontology annotation, cellular component: cytosol; membrane. Bases 654 to 1565 code for a protein of 303 amino acids. The transcript has 2 exons. The record is from RefSeq and is a predicted model, not a curated record. Gene Ontology annotation, biological process: multicellular organism development; animal organ development; negative regulation of Ras protein signal transduction.
CGCACACAGCCAUUCAUCUCUGGAGAAGAGACGCGGGCGCUACAACAGGGCGGGAAACAAUUUGUGCCUCCCAUCCUGUUGACUUGGAUGCACGUUGUUACUUUUGGAAACCUCUGCCAAGCGUGAAACCUGCGACACAUUUGCGACUUUUGCUGACUCGCCAGCAUCCUCGGACGGCUCGCGUGCCGGCUGAUUUUCAGAAUAAGAAGAAGAGGAGGAAGGCGGCGGCGGCGGCGGUGGUGGUGGUGGUGGUGGCGGUGGGGGAGGAGGUGACCUCAGGAGGACGCGCAGGGAUCCCAGCUCCGGGAAGAGGAGGAGGAAGAGGAGGAGGAGGAAGAAGAGGGCACACAUCCUGCUAAUCGAGAGCAUCCAUGAAGCCCUUCUUUCCCUUUUUUCACAUUCACUAUGACAAAAACUUAGUGCAUGGUGCCCUGUGAAGUGAGUUACUCGAGUUAGCAAAGAUGCAUUUUGUAAACCUACAUUAGUUGAUGUGAGGGAUCAUUUGCAUAUAAAAGGACAAUAAGGACGAGCCGCACACGUGCAACAUGGAUCUCAAUCGAAUCAGAGGUUUAUCCGAUGUGCCGUGAGCGUCGGCCUGGAGCCGCCCACCCCGGUGCCGCCCACCCUGGUACCGCCUUCUGUGGGUCUCCGAUAUGGACCCCGCUCAUUCUUUUAGGAUGGAGCUGGACGGGCUGGACCUCCAGCAGGCCCCGGUGCUGUCGCUCGACCAGAUCCGUGCCAUCCGGGCCUACAACGACUACGUGGACCGACCAGUAGCGCUGGAACUGGCAUCCCAGUCUGGAUUUUUCUAUGCCCACGACGAGCGACACCCGCACGGAAUAUACUCGCAGCACCCUCAGCUGCCGGGUCACAACGCCCUGCCCCGCAGUCAAAGUCAGCAGCAAGCCCGCAUGUCCCGCAUCAGCCGCUCCAGCACCGUGAGCUCCUCCAUGUCCCGUACCAGCGCCGGCUCGGACCAGAGGCUGCUGGCGGGCUUGACGCCCUCGCACUCCGGCCCGGCCGCGGUGGUGCGCACUCAACCGAAAGGGGAGCCGCUCAAGUCCGAAUACUCGUUGAGCAAAAUCCUGGCAGAGGACGAGCCGGGCCGGCACCAGUUCAUCUGCGAGCGCUGCGCCCGCUGCAAGUGCCACGAGUGCUGUGCCCCGCGCCGGCUUCCCUCCUGCUGGGCCUGCGGGCAGCGUUGCCUGUGUUCCGCCGAGAACGCGGUGGAGUACGGCACCUGCCUGUGCUGUGUCAAGGGCCUCUUCUACCACUGUUCGGCGCAGGACGACGAGGACAACUGCGCCGACCGGCCGUGCUCCUGCGGCCCAGCCCACGCCCUGGCCCGCUGGGGCACCAUGGGCCUCCUGACUCUCUGCCUGCCCUGCCUCUGCUGCUACCCCCCUGCCCGGCUGUGCCUCGCCUUGUGCCACUGUGCCCACGACCGGGCCACGCGACCCGGCUGCCGGUGCAGCAACACCAACACCGUGUGCCGCAAGAUCUCCGCUUCAAACCCCAACCCGGGUCAUCCCUCCGUGAGCAAGGCUGUGGAGAAGUCACUAUGACAGGCCUGGAUUGGUGGCAACAAGGCGCCAACCAUUACUUGUGCUCACCGGCCAUCCGUUCUCCAGCUCGAGGGGGACAAAAGCUUUACUGUGCCUGUUUGCCUUGGAAACUAAAAGCCCAACCUGAAGAAGAACUGAAUUUGCCGUCCUUCUUCUGCCUAACGGAGAUGUCUGACAUGCAUUUAUUUAUUAACGGACCACCUCCCGGCGCUUUACGAUCGACGCCUGGACCACGGACCGGAUCGGCAACUCACGGCUCGAGCACGACGGAUUACUGAAAGGAGAUGCUUCCAGUGAAGAUCUGAGGGCCAAGGAACCAACGAUUUAAACGUGCGGACAAUCGCAGCACAUCCGGAAUGCGGUUUGAGCGGAAUCUCGAUGCCAUUCUUAAGCUCAGUUGUAUUAGGUGGACACACGGUACUGCGCAAAAGUGGCAGGCCGCCGAGGAAAAUAGUGUGUAAGAUCAGAGGCACCCUUUCUCGUUCCUGGAAAAUCAGAGGAUGGAUUCUGGGACUUGAAACUCGAUCCUCCGCCAAAAUCAAUGGGGUCUACGUGCCACACCUCGAGAAAAGAUCAUCAGAAAUGGCUUUUAACCAACCGAGAAGUCACCGGCGGUGGCUUGAGACUUUUGCGUAGUACCUCACCUGAAAAAAGGGACCACGACCUGCCUAAUUGGAAUCUCAAUGCUAUUAAGCUCGUUUCAAUGACGCUGACGCAUCCCCAAGCUAAAUCGCAGAGCUGGACGCUGGAUGCUGGCACGAGACUCGCAUUUUUAAUGAGGUCCUUCAACCAAUUUCCAAUGGUUUCCACGUGGCACCUUACGAGAAGUUCUCAUAAAAUGCCUUCGAACCAAAUCAGUCCUGAUCCCUGAUCACUGGUGGUAGCCUUUGACUUUUGCACAGUACAUCUGCAGCACCUCUGGAACACUUUGACGCCUGAAAAAAAGGACGGUACUACGCAAAAGUUGUGGGCCACUGAGGUCGAAUUGUAUUUGGCUUGGCUCGCAGGAAACUCUCAACGACAUUGAAUUUUGGAUCUGUGGCCUCGCUUGAAAUUCGGAAUGAAAUCUCAGUUCAUCGUUUCAUUUGUAUGAGGCGGACGCACGAUCCCGCGCAAAAGUCGCCGUCAAGUUGCUGGUCCCUGGAGGACCAUACGGUGGAGCCUGGAAUUGUACACACUUUUAAUAAGAUCCUCCAACCCAAAACCGAUGGCGCCGUCACACUCCAAAAUGUCAUAGAAAUGCUCGGAAGUUGUUCUUUCACAAAACUACAAUCAUCGCUGGCGGUCUGAGACUUUUGCGCAGUACUCUACGUUUUUUGGGUUUUUUUUUCUCAACAGCCGUGUUAACCAACAACAGGGUGGGCCGAGGGUGUGCGUGCGUGUCUCUCUGUGUCUGCGUGAAGACGAAGAAGGACUUGUCUUUGUUGUCGUCUUAUUUUUAGACUUGCUGCUAGAUCUUUGCGCCGGUCCGGUCGGGUUUCUCCGUCUGUCGCCAAGCUCCCUGAUCAGGCCGCCGCCCUAACGCCGGACAACCUCGCAUCGCCUGACUCCCCUUUGCCCCCCCCCCCCCCCCACUCGAUCCUCCCAUCCCUCCGGCCCAGCCACGCUUGCCUCUCCUCACUCGCCGGCCGGACGACUAAAAGCCUCCCGUCGAGAGUUGAUCAGACGGGCAAUUAUCUCCGUGAUUGCUCCUAAUGGGCCAGACGAGAACGCAGGAAGGAGUUGCGGUGUUUUGGCGCAUGGAGAAGAGGGCGGGGGUGUGGGGGGGGGGUGUUGCUGGGGUGAGGCUCGGGUUUCCUGACGUGUGUGUGCAUGUGUGUGUGCAUGUUUUUAAGUGAACGUGCGUGUGUGUUUGCGGGAUGCAUGAACACAACACCCGACGCGUUAAAAUCUUCCUUUAUUUUUAUAUGCAGAUAUGAGCAAGUGACGUCGGAAUUGAUUUUUUUUUGGGGGGGGGGUUGCAUUACCAUGACAACGGUUGUCAAUUCAGGAAUUUUUGAGGCCGGGAACAGCGCCAAAAGGAUUUAGUAGGAUAGUGGAGAAAAUGUCUUUACGUAUAGAUGGUUGAAAAUGUCACAUUUGGUGCCCCACACCCCUAAAAAUAUUUCGCUACAGUUGGGAAAUAAUUUUAAAAUGUAAUUUGGGGAAAAAAGAAAAAAGGUUUGUCAUAUUUACAGUAAAAAUGAAAAUGUUUGCAUGAUUCAGUCGUAACAUUACAAACGUCGUGAAGAAUAAAAGGUGUAUUAUUGCGAUGAAAAAGUUAAAAGAAAGAGAAAAAUUACAUAAAAU